ACAUGAUGGCCAACGUCACGGCGACCGAGGUGCUGCUGGACAGUGGGGCUGCUGUGCGUGAUGAAGGGGAUGAUGCCCCGCUGGUCAAGACGUCGGAUGGGACACAAACAAGAUCCUCGGGGCUGGCGAUCGGCUUCACCCCCAGAAAUGCAGCCCCGUCACAUCCCACACCUGCAUACGAGACAGCCCUGCUCGAAGUCUAUCGUCGGCUGUUCGAGUACGAACGGACACUGGCGAGCCGCCACUUCUCUGGGAAGACGGCCAUGCACCGUGCCUGCCUGGCCCCGCCCGGCUUGUCGACAGCCUUCAUGCGCGGCUAUCUCGACUUGUUGGAGGCCAAUGGUGCCUCCCUCGAUGCCAGAACCGAUAAUGACUCGACGCCAUUGAGCAUGGCUGUGAGGUGUGGUGACGCUGGCCCCCCAGUGGUCGAGUGGCUGUGUGAGCGGCUCGGGCCCGACGAGAUAAACAGCGAGAACAACAAUGCUGUGGGGCUGCAAAGGACGGCACUGGGUGCGGCGGCGCAUCGCCUCGCGGAGCAGCUCAGCGAAGAGGGGACCCCGCCCGAAAAGAUCGACCGGCAAAGGCAGAUCAUCCGCACACUGCUGCGAUAUGGUGCGGACAUCGGCCUCCUCCCCACCGACCAUUCCAGCCGGCGAUACGCGCGCAACCUAGUGCUGGAGAUCCAGCAAGGGAUGCAGCAGUCUGCGGCGAAGGGUGCGGGUGGCUCUGAGGCGAGUGGGUCGUCAGUGCCCUCCACCGCUCCGUCCACAAGGUAAGUAGGCAAGAACCAUGCACACCAACUGCGGCUGACGAAUGUCUUAGUGUUUCUCUCUAUGGAUGUGUGUGGUGUGUGUGUAGCCGGUCAGGUGCUCCGAUCGACGAGGACGCCCGUCAGCCGUCUUCGUCAAGUGCCCAUACGUGAGCCGUACACUCAAACGACGCGAUGGACAGCGCCAUAUCAUCAGUCUUACAUCUUUCGUCGCUCUUUGUGGCUGCUCUCCUCUUUGCAGUAGUGCUGCUGUGGCCUCUGCUGCUGCCAGUGAAUCUGCCCCUGUGCAGUCGACUGCCGAGAGAUGGAAGGACGCUGGCAAUGCUCUGUUUGCGGCCGAAAAGUAUCUCGACGCCUACUGCUCGUAUCUCAAGGUGCCCCUCACACAGUGACUGUGACGUAUGACCCGUAGAUGGACACGGCUUCCUGCUGUUGUCUCUCCAUAUGGUGUCAGGGCAUCCGAGCGGAGCGUGAGACUAUCGCUGAGCUGCUCAUUCGCCGCUCCCAGUGCCUCAUCGGGCUGGGGAGCUACCUCGCUGCCUUCAUCGACGUCACCACCGCUCUCCGCAUCCUCCCGCCCCCACACUCCAUCGAGCCAGGCGGCAAGUACGCCAUCCUCCAGGAGAACGCCGUGAAGCUCUACAAGCCCCUCAUCGCGCAGCUCACCGGUGCAGCUUUCAACCAUGAUGACCAGGACGUCGAUCUGCCAUCGAAAGAAGCGAUCGCGGCACUCAUGACGGCCGCCAUGAUGCAGCUGUCGGCCGCUCGACAGACCGGCCGGUCGUCGAGGCACCGCAGCAAGUGACGGAUGCGCUGACGGAGGGCGCGGCGCUGCAGGACAGCGAGAGAUAUGCCGAUGUGCGUGACGUCUUCACUGCUGGUCUGGCGGCCGCUGAUGUGUCGACCCUCGUGGCACUGCUCUGCAACGCGGCUGCGUGUCUGCUCAAGCCCGACUUGAUCAAGGAGGGAGGGCCGGAUGCCGUCGGCUGUGCGGCCGCCGCCUUUCAUCUGAGCUGCCUCAAGGGGCCCUGUGAGCAGCUGAGUGUCAUCCAGCAGAAGACGCUCAUUCGGCUGGGCCAGGGGCUGCUGGCGGAGCGGCUGUUCGACGCUGCCGAUGCCGUCGUCCAGGCGCUGACCAAACAUGUAAGCUGCCGAUGGGACGCUCAUUAGAUGGUGACGAUCGUGUGGCUGUAUGUGUGUGUCUUCCAGGAUCUCGAGCGUCAAUUGGCCACAGACGUCAACAAACUCCAAGAGCGAAUCCGCACCCACGCGGCCAACGCCAGCGGAGAGUAUGACUGGGCGGCCAUCUACCGACAGGCAAUGGGCAACGCACAGAACAAACAGAACGGCAGAUCGACAACCACCGUCGACGUGGCUGAGUACGUCGGGCCUCUCGCCAUCCGCCACGCCCCCGACAGCCAGCCGGCCCUCAUCGCCACAGCAAAAGUCCGGCCGGGGCAGCUGCUGAUUGUCGAGAAGCCCGUCGUGGUGGAGCGGCCAUCGUCCUCGCAAGACAGUAGGCGAGUCGACGAGAGGCUGUUGGAGCGCCUGACAUCUCAGUGUGACGUUUGGCACCCCCGGCUGGUCUCUCAGCUGUGCUGUCUGCCGCCCAGCAGGGGGCAGCCAUCGGCCAUAAGGGGGCCCCCCGCCCCUGAGACGUGUCUGGGGCUGCCUCCAGCCUAUUUUCCCCUGGUGCCGCGGUUCAUCUGGUCCGCCACCGGGGAGGAGUUCGGUUCUCCCGUGGCACAGAUGGACCGUGACCCUGACCGCCUCCGCCGGCUGCUGCAUUUCAACAUCCGCACUGCUGACGAUAUCAUUGACACCUCCAUCCAGGGCUCGGUUCCUCCGGUGCUCAUGGCAGGUGAUACAAUGUGAGACGAACAAAUGGCUGAGGUGGAUGGCUUUUCAAUGGGUUUCCCCUCGGUCUUCUUCUGCUUUGCAGGGGGCCUGUGGCCGUUGGCAUCGCUAUUGAGCCACGGCGGACUGAGCCGCAAUGCCAUCUGGUAGGGACGCCAGUGACACGCAGAGAUUUUGAAACCAUGCGUGCAAGACCAUUUAUCUGAUGGACACAGGUACGUUGUGGAGGAGAAUGUGAUGGUCGUUCGUGCUGUUCGCCCUAUCGCCCGCGGCAACGAGGUCACCGUCUCCUACUGGGACCUACUUCACUUCCCAUCCCAAGAGAGGGAGAUAGCACGCCACUAUCAGCUGCCCGAGCCCCAGUACAGCCCCCACGUCCUGUCGGUCAUCGAGCAAGUGCAGCAGCGGCUGAGCUCCAAGGGCUGGCGAGAAGUGAGCGACCUGCGCGAGGUGGACGAGAUGCUGCAGAGGGUGCGGGGGCUGAACAUCGAGACCCUCCUGAUAUCGAGGCUGCUGCAGCUGCGAGCAUUCAUCUUCUACGAGAUUUCUCGGAAGGAGGAGGCCGCCAGGGCCUUUCGUGAGGCGAUCGACCACUCGCGGUCACUGCGGUCUGAUGACAUAUCGGACCUCUCCCUCAUGGCGGCGUGCGUGCGCUUGACGAGGAGCAGCCGAGCCAGAGCGGCGAUUGUGGACGAGCUGAAGAGGUCGUCUGAGCUGCUGCUGGGCACGAGCGAGGCCGCCGACAUCCUCUGGCCGUCUUGACUCUCUCGCCCUUGUUCCCAGGCUUGUUUGCGGGCGGAAUAGGAGGGAUAUCGGGGGCGGUGCGUGUGUAUUUGUACAUGUGUCCUCAUGUUCGCACUCAUACUGUGAGCAGCUCGAUAUCGAUAGCCAUGUGUGUGUCUUAUGCUCCGCUCUGUCUGACUGAUGUGGCGCAUCAGUGGCUUGCUGGCUGGCCGAUCCGUUUACUUGCCACACGACCAAUGUGCCACACGACCGUGUGUCACGUCGUCAUAACACACGUCGGCACAUGUACAUGUAUGUAUGUAUGUGUGUGUAUGUAUCUGCGGGAACCAAGCGUACGUUCGAGUGCUCUCGUCUCCCUCUCCCUCUCCCUCUCUUCGUCUCUCUCUGUGUGUGUAUGUCAGUGACGGGUCGAUUCGUCGUUUUUGCUGCCUCCGUCUGAGUUCGCUGUUUCUGUCUGAUGGGGGUGCUGCUGUUUCUCAUGAGCCCAGCAAGCCAGCCAACGACAGAAGCUUUCCCCCCGUCGAAGCGGCGCCAAAUCACUGACAGUCACGCGGACAAAGACAGACAGCAGGACGAAGGUCACCGUGUGUAUGCGUAUGUAUUUGUGUGUGUGCAUGGUCGCCUCUCGAUUCCACGUCUGGGCUGUGCUAGCUAUAUACGUGUGUGUGGGCCGAAAGUCCCUGUGCGAGACGUUUAUUCAGAGAAGCCUUUUUAUGUAUGUCUGUAAGAGCGCGUCCUGGUCGCUCAGACAGACAGACCGAGUGGCAGACAGACACACCGAGAGACACACAGAUUGUUGGAUGGAUGGAUGGUUCAUCCAUUGUCAGUGCGCGGAGAUUGGGGGUUGCCUGUGU
This is a messenger RNA of Vitrella brassicaformis, 4224 nucleotides long. The record is from the annotation of a GenBank genome assembly. NCBI's taxonomy places the organism in Eukaryota, Vitrellaceae.